Messenger RNA from Triticum urartu, 1230 nucleotides. RefSeq names its product Adenine nucleotide alpha hydrolases-like superfamily protein. Lineage: Eukaryota; Viridiplantae; Streptophyta; Magnoliopsida; Poales; Poaceae. The record is from RefSeq and is a predicted model, not a curated record.
CGCCCAUCCACCCCUAUAUCGCUCCGGCCGUGCCACUCUCUCCCCUUAACACCAGCUUACCAUCACUCCACUCCUGCACAGUCCUCUGCACCAGACACAGCCAGCGCACGGCGAGCGCGCGCGCGGCCGGCAUUGGCGCCGCAAGAUGGCGAGCGGCUCCGGGGAGCACUUCCUGAGGCAGCUGAGCUCCAGCAACGGGCUGCAGGCCGCGCAGGACGGGUACGGCGGCGGGAGGAGGAGGGGCUCCAGGCGGUGGUCCAAGAAGCGGGCCGGGAGAGGGUACGGCGGCGGCGGGAAGGGGGAGGCGGCGUCGUCCUCGGCGGCCGCGGGGAGGAAGCGGGUGAUGGUGGUGGUCGACGACAGCUCCGGGGCCAAGCACGCCAUGAUGUGGGCGCUCACCCACGUCGCCAACCGGGGGGACUUCCUCACCCUGCUCCACGUCCUGCCGCACUACGGCGCCGGAGCGGAGGAGGCGCCCUCCCUCGCCAACUCCCUCGGCACUCUCUGCAAGGCCUGCAGGCCUGAGGUGGAGGUGGAGGCGCUGGUGAUCCAAGGCCCCAAGCUGGGCACCAUCCUCAGCCAGGUGAAGAAGCUGGAGGCCUCCGUGCUGGUGCUCAGCCAGACCAAGCCCUCUACCUUCUGCUGGCUAAGCUGCUUGGCGCGAAGCAGCGGGGAGGAGGUGGUGGAGCAGUGCAUCAACCAGGCCGAGUGCCUGACGCUGGCGGUGAGGAAGCAGAGCAAGGGCGUCGGCGGCUACCUCGUCAGCACCCGGUGGCAGAAGAACUUCUGGCUCCUCGCCUGACCUGCCCAUCCGCCAUGUCCACGACCAUGUUUUUAUAGAGUUUGCUGCUGAGUUUGUCUGUCUAGUUCGUUCCUGCGUGAUCCUCUCAUAUUUUACUCCCGUAUAUCUGUCCCGUUCUGUGCUUUUUAACCCGUCGAUCGAGUAUAAAAAAUAAAAAAAGAUGUCCGUGCAGGCGUGCGGCAUGCGGCCGUGUCGUGUGUCGCUGCGGUGGAUCGUGCACGCUGCUGCCCCCAUCGUGUUGUAAAAUGUAAAGUCUGAAAGAGUCCUAGGAUUUGACCCUCCUCCUACAGCCUUGCCGUCUUUUCAGUGUGUGUAAUUUGUACUGCCAACCUUUUUCUUAAUCUUUUCUGCUGCAAGAUUGUAAUCUGUACCUUGAUGUACCAUCAUCGUGUUGUGUUGCACAAAAGACUGAUGCUGUUGUUGAGUGA